Molecule: messenger RNA, 975 nt
Organism: Paraphaeosphaeria sporulosa
Lineage: Eukaryota; Fungi; Ascomycota; Dothideomycetes; Pleosporales; Didymosphaeriaceae
Product: alpha/beta-hydrolase
Exons: 2
Coding region: 1-975 (324 amino acids)
Molecular function (GO): feruloyl esterase activity
Source: RefSeq, a predicted model, not a curated record
AUGAAGGUCUGCGACGCAGUUGCGGCCGUUGCGAGCCUCGCGCAGCUUGCUGCUGGCCUACCUCAAGUGCACGCGCCUAAAGUUGUGAGCCGUGCAAGUUCCGGCUGUGGCAAAACUCAGUGGCCGACGGACUUCACGCAUUAUCGCUUUGGAUUGCAGAGCAACGGAAAGGAUCGAAGCUAUUCAUACCACAUACCCGCGAACUACGACAAGAAUAAGCCCUACCCAGUCGUUGUCGGAUUCCAUGGCUCCAGCAGCGUUGGCCUUUUUCUCGAGCUUGAUACCAAGUUGAGCCAGUCGCGAUACAGCGCAGAUAAAAUCGUUGUUUAUCCCAAUGGCCUUGACGGCAGCUGGGCCGGGCCGACAUAUCACACAGCCUCAACCGUGCAAGAAGACAUCCAGUUCGUCACAGAUAUCAUCACAGACAUCAAAUCGAACGUUUGCGUUGAUGAAGAGAAGAUCUUUGCAACCGGCAUGUCUAAUGGCGGCGGCUUUAUUGGGACACUGGCUUGCGAUCCACUCGGCAGCACUCUGUUCAAGGCUUUUGCUUCUCAUUCCGGAGCCUUCUACACAGAUAUCAAUGGCCCUGACAAUAAUUGCAAUCCGAACCCUAGUGCCCUCCCCAUUCCGAUCCUGGAGAUUCACGGAGGCAACGACAGCACUGUGCGCUACGCAGGCGGUCAGGGUGACGGCGGCCCUGAGCCGGCGAUAUCAGACUGGCUGGACUGGUGGGCGGAGCGAAAUGGAUGCGAAAGCAACACAGAAGAAAUCCUUUUUAAUGGAGAGGUGCAGCAUCUAUCCUGGAAGUGCGGGAACCUAGAGGCCGGAUUGCAACAUUACAAGGUAUCAAGCUUGGGGCAUUGCUGGGCUGACACCGAGAUCAACCUCUCACAGAUAUCGGUACCUCAAGGACCAACGGUGAUAAAAGCUAGUGAGAUCAUCAUGAAGUUCUUUGAUGAGGCUGUGAAGAGCUAG